CAAAGGCCAAGGCUAGCCAAGCUAUCUCCUGGGAUCACAUCAAGCUUGAGCUCACCACAUCCCCAGAGGCAGCUGAACCCUCUAUACUCACCAACCCAGGUCAAACUCCAAAGGCUCCAUGGAGUUCCCUGGCCUGGGGGCCCUUGGGACCUCAGAGCCCCUACCUCAGUUUGUAGAUCCUAUCCUGGUGUCCUCAACAUCAGAAUCUGGGGUCUUCUUCCCCUCUGGGCCUGAAGGCUUGGACAGAGCAGCCUCCUCCACUGCUUCAAGCACUGCCACUGCUGCAGCUGCUGCACUGGCUUACUACAGGGAUGCUGAUGCCUACAGACAUUCCCCAGUUUUUCAGGUGUACCCAUUGCUCAACUGUAUGGAGGGGAUUCCAGGGAAUUCACCAUAUGCUGCUUGGGCCUAUGGCAAAACAGGGCUCUAUCCUGCCUCAACUGUGUGCCCUACCCGAGAGGAGUCCCCUUUCCAGGCCUCUGAAGAUCCAGAUGCGAAAGGAAACAUCAGCUUCCUGGAUACCUUAAAGACAGAGCGACUGAGUCCAGACCUCUUGACCCUGGGGUCUGCACUGCCUUCAUCACUCUCUGUCCCCAACAGUGCUUAUGGGGGUCCUGACUUUUCCAGUACCUUCUUCUCUCCCACUGGGAGUCCUCUCACUCCAGGGACCUAUUCCUCCCCUAAGUUGCGUGGAACUCUGCCUCUGCCGCCCUGUGAAGCCAGGGAGUGUGUAAACUGCGGAGCAACAGCCACUCCACUGUGGCGACGGGACAGGACCGGCCACUAUCUAUGUAAUGCCUGUGGCCUCUAUCACAAGAUGAAUGGGCAGAACCGGCCCCUCAUUCGACCCAAGAAGCGCCUGAUUGUCAGCAAGCGAGCAGGCACCCAGUGUACCAACUGCCAGACAACAACUACAACACUGUGGCGGAGAAAUUCCAGUGGGGACCCUGUGUGCAAUGCCUGUGGACUUUACUACAAGCUCCAUCAAGUAAAUCGGCCACUGACCAUGAGGAAGGAUGGUAUUCAGACUCGAAAUCGCAAGGCAUCUGGAAAAGGGAAAAAGAAACGAGGAUCGAGCCUGGGUAGUACAGUAGCAGUUGAAGGACCAACUGGUGGAUUCAUGGUGAUGGCUGGAGGCAAUGGUAGUGGAAAUUGUGGUGAAAUGGCCCCAGGCUUGACAUUAGAUUCAUCUAGUACUACUCAUCUUUACCAAGGCCUGGGUCCUGUGGUGUUGUCGGGGCCUGUUAGUCACCUCAUGCCCUUCCCAGGACCUCUACUGGGUUCACCCACAAGUUCUUUCCCAACAGCUUCCAUACCUUCCACCACCACUGCCACUGUGGUGGCUCCACUGAGCUCAUGAG
Messenger RNA from Elephantulus edwardii (Cape elephant shrew), 1361 nucleotides. It is a transcript of the gene GATA1, whose product is annotated as GATA binding protein 1 (globin transcription factor 1). The transcript is spliced from 6 exons. Gene Ontology annotation, biological process: positive regulation of transcription by RNA polymerase II; cell fate commitment; negative regulation of transcription by RNA polymerase II. Gene Ontology annotation, molecular function: DNA-binding transcription factor activity, RNA polymerase II-specific; zinc ion binding; RNA polymerase II cis-regulatory region sequence-specific DNA binding. The coding region runs from base 119 to 1360 and encodes 413 amino acids. The record is from RefSeq and is a predicted model, not a curated record. NCBI's taxonomy places the organism in Eukaryota, Metazoa, Chordata, Mammalia, Macroscelidea, Macroscelididae.